AUGUCGCCUCCUGCGGUGCGCCUUCGGAACCCUGCGAGGACCGCUUGCUGCACCAGAGCCCCGGGAGGCACCGCGCGCCGCCGCACGCUCAAAGAAGGGGCUAUUGUUCCGUGCGCGCGGAGCCGGUCGCGGAUAGGGCUCCCUGAGUCACUAAAGAGGAGACGCUGCAGAUGUGCCGGCGCGCGGGAAGUUUUUCUUCCAGCAAGAGUUGGAGGCACCGUGCAGCAGGCGCUGACCGGGUGUCUGCUGGGACGUCUCCGGGGCAGGGGCGACGGGCCACACGAGGAUCAGUGCCUGGAGCCCCUCUUCGCCCUCCGCCUUGCUCGCGGUGCACCCCGCUCUGCGCUGGGGUCUGUUCUCUCGGCCCUACUGCGCGCCCUAGCUGUGCAACGGACCCAGGCUCUGAGCCGCUUUCCAGCGAGUGCAAGAACCAGGCUGCCCGGCCGCCCUUUUAUAUCUUCGAUAGUCUCCACCCACCCCUUUACCCCCUUCCUCCUCCCUCUUGGCGGCCUUUCUAUCCCCAGGACACCGCCCCCUAAACUCUCGGUGCUAAACCUCUCUCAGCGCCGCCGGCGGGGGCGGGGGAGGGGGCGGCCUCCGCGCUGGCUCCGCGCCCCUGGCUCGUCAGUCUCGCGGCGGAAGACGCAAGAGGGGGCUCUGGGACCAGCACUUUGUACGUCUGGGGCUGCAACAGGGAGAAGGAAAGGAAAAGGCUGCCUCUGCGUUAGGAAAUUCCACCUCGAUCGAGGUCCCAAAGCCGAGCAGCCGAUCCUUCGAAAAAGAGGGAGGGGCUCAAUGACACAGAGGAAGGAAAUGUUUCAUAACGCUUCCCCAGGCGGAAAACCACGGGGACAAUGCUUGAUGAAAGGGUAGUUACUUAGGAGAUCGUUUGAGGAAAAGUCAUUUUACCCUUACAAGAUCUUGACUGUGGAAUCAUGAAAACAUGAUGGCAAAGCCAUCAAUGCAUUUUUAAAUCCCUUCCUCAGAAGAGGGCUCUGGACAAGACCAAGACUUGGUGACCAGCAGUUAGGGCCUCAGACUAGUUUGGAAUGCUGACUUCAGACACUUGAAGUGGCCCAGGGGCUCAGAGGCUUAACAGGUCCGUAUAAGAGAAAAUGGGAUUCCCUUGAAUUGGGACAGGAUAGGAAAUUCAGAAGACCAGCAGAAAACUUGUCAUUUUCUAGAAACUCAUAUAAUGCAUCCCAAUCUUUCAACUUUCCUACAUAAGCUUCAGCUUUUAAAAUGUACGAAUGCGGGUUGGACCUUUAGUUCAUUUCUGCUCCUGGUGCAUUCUUUUUGGGGGUUUGUUUAAGUCAAGGCAUGUAUUUCUAAUCUUGUAUGGCUUACUUCAAAUCUACUCUAAUUUUUGCACUUUUCACAUUGUAUAUCCAAACGGAGCUGAAAAAACAGAGAGCUCAAGGCAAAAGAAUGGCCAGGAACAUGGCUUUUUUAUUCACUGGGUUCCUCUCCAGAUUUCUGUUCUUUUUCAUAAUGAUUCCAAUCUGCUGUGCACCUGUAGUUCUGGGAAAUGAUUCUUUUUUAAUCGCUUCAACAGAGGCAUGGAUGUAGGAGCUGCCAAUUACUAAGCUUGAAAAACUUCAUGCAUGGUCAGAAGAACAUUUAAUCUACUUUUUUUGUGUGUUUUUUAAAGAUCAGCACUGUUUGGGCAUUUGUGGUAACACACAAAUAUAUAUGUUUAUAUUUAUCAAGAAAAUUGUGACUUGAAAAAAUAAUUUGGUGUAGAAACAAGACCAACAGAACAGCAUUUGUACAUGGCACUAGUAAAAGUGACAUGUACUUCUGGGUCCUUGUAAGUUCCACACUCUUACCCUUGUAAAAUACUUGCUCUUUGAUUUAAGCAUGCACCCAAAAGAUCUCACUCUGUCCCAAACUCUGCCAAAUUUCUGGUUUUUCUUUUUGUAGAAUACAUAUGUGCAUAUAAACAUAAAUCCUGAUAUGUUUUAUUGACCUUGACCAGUUUUUAUUAUUUGUAGAGAUAACAAAACUUUUAAUAAAAGUUAAAAUGUUUGAUAUGAAAAUAGUCUAACCAUGAAGUUUGACUUUUUAAAAGAGUUCUUCUCUGUUAACAGAGAAAAAAAGUUUC
This is a messenger RNA of Sus scrofa (pig), 2104 nucleotides long. The record is from RefSeq and is a predicted model, not a curated record. Lineage: Eukaryota; Metazoa; Chordata; Mammalia; Artiodactyla; Suidae.